Messenger RNA from Globicephala melas (long-finned pilot whale), 11059 nucleotides. RefSeq names its product Cbl proto-oncogene (gene CBL). Gene Ontology annotation, cellular component: plasma membrane; membrane raft. The record is from RefSeq and is a predicted model, not a curated record. NCBI's taxonomy places the organism in Eukaryota, Metazoa, Chordata, Mammalia, Artiodactyla, Delphinidae. Gene Ontology annotation, molecular function: phosphotyrosine residue binding; calcium ion binding; ubiquitin protein ligase activity. Gene Ontology annotation, biological process: cell surface receptor signaling pathway; negative regulation of epidermal growth factor-activated receptor activity.
GCGGCUGUGACGGCGGCGGCCGGGAGAGGCCCCUCCUUCACGCCCUCCUUCUUUCCCUCACUUGCAGCCAAGCGGAGCCGGCGGACGCGGCUGGGCCCCUAACCCUCCCCGGGCUAUGGCCGGCAAUGUGAAAAAGAGCUCUGGGGCCGGGGGCGGCGGCGGCUCCGGGGGUUCGGGCUCGGGAGGCCUGAUCGGGCUCAUGAAGGACGCCUUCCAGCCGCACCACCACCACCACCACCACCUCAGCCCCCACCCUCCGGGGACCGUGGACAAGAAGAUGGUGGAGAAGUGCUGGAAGCUCAUGGACAAGGUGGUGCGGUUGUGUCAGAACCCAAAGCUGGCGCUAAAGAAUAGCCCACCUUAUAUCUUAGACCUGCUGCCAGACACCUACCAGCAUCUCCGCACUGUCUUGUCAAGAUAUGAGGGGAAGAUGGAGACCCUUGGAGAAAAUGAGUAUUUUAGGGUGUUCAUGGAGAAUUUGAUGAAGAAAACUAAGCAGACCAUAAGCCUCUUCAAGGAGGGGAAAGAAAGAAUGUAUGAGGAGAAUUCUCAGCCUAGGCGAAACCUAACCAAACUGUCCCUGAUCUUCAGCCACAUGCUGGCAGAACUAAAAGGAAUCUUUCCAAGUGGACUCUUUCAAGGAGACACAUUUCGGAUUACUAAAGCAGAUGCUGCAGAAUUUUGGAGGAAAGCUUUUGGGGAAAAGACAAUAGUACCUUGGAAGAGCUUCAGACAGGCCCUUCAUGAAGUACAUCCCAUCAGUUCUGGGCUGGAGGCCAUGGCUCUGAAAUCCACUAUUGAUCUGACCUGCAAUGAUUAUAUUUCAGUGUUUGAAUUCGACAUCUUUACACGACUCUUUCAGCCCUGGUCUUCUUUGCUCAGGAACUGGAACAGUCUUGCUGUAACUCAUCCUGGUUACAUGGCUUUCCUGACAUAUGAUGAAGUGAAAGCUCGGCUCCAGAAAUUCAUUCACAAACCUGGCAGUUACAUUUUCCGGCUGAGCUGUACUCGUCUGGGUCAGUGGGCUAUUGGGUAUGUCACUGCCGAUGGGAACAUUCUCCAGACAAUUCCUCACAAUAAACCUCUCUUCCAAGCGCUGAUUGAUGGCUUCAGGGAAGGCUUCUAUUUGUUUCCUGAUGGACGGAAUCAGAAUCCAGACCUGACAGGCUUAUGUGAACCAACUCCCCAAGACCACAUCAAAGUGACCCAGGAACAAUAUGAAUUAUACUGUGAGAUGGGCUCCACAUUCCAACUGUGUAAAAUAUGUGCUGAAAAUGAUAAAGAUGUAAAGAUUGAGCCCUGUGGACACCUCAUGUGCACAUCCUGUCUAACAUCCUGGCAGGAAUCAGAAGGCCAGGGCUGUCCCUUCUGCCGAUGUGAAAUUAAAGGUACUGAGCCCAUUGUGGUCGAUCCCUUUGAUCCUAGAGGAAGUGGCAGCCUGCUGAGGCAAGGAGCAGAGGGAGCUCCCUCCCCAAAUUAUGAUGAUGAUGACGAUGAACGAGCUGAUGAUUCUCUCUUCAUGAUGAAGGAAUUGGCUGGUGCCAAGGUGGAACGACCUCCUUCUCCAUUCUCCAUGGCCCCACAAGCUUCCCUUCCCCCAGUGCCACCACGGCUUGACCUUCUACAACAGCGAAUAUCUAUUCCUUCGAGUGCUUCUGGUCUUGGAACUGCUUCUAAGGCUCCUUCUGGCUCCCUUCAUAAGGACAAACCAUUACCAAUACCUCCCACUCUUCGAGAUCUUCCACCACCACCCCCUCCAGACCGGCCAUAUUCUGGUGGAGCAGAAACACGGCCUCAGAGACGCCCCUUGCCAUGUACACCAGGCGACUGUCCCUCCAGAGACAAACUGCCCCCUGUCCCCUCUGGCCGCGCUGGAGAAGCAUCAUGGCUGCCUCGGCCAAUCCCCAAAGUACCAGUAGUUGCGCCAAACCCUAGUGACCCCUGGACAGGGAGAGAAUUAACCAACCGGCACUCACUUCCAUUUUCCUUGCCCUCACAAAUGGAACCCAGAACCGAUGUGCCUAGGCUUGGAAGCACAUUCAGUCUGGAUACCUCCAUGAAUACGAAUAGCAGCCCGUUAGCAGGUCCAGAGUGUGAGCAUCCCAAAAUCAAACCUUCUGCAUCUGCCAAUGCCAUUUAUUCUCUGGCUGCCAGCGCUUUGAAUAUACCGGCCCACUGUCUUCAGGCCUCUAAAACUUCUGAUGAGAAGUCUGCUCAUAAUCUUAUUGAGGAUCCCUCACCUCUUCCUGUGCCAAAGCCGCCACCUGGGGAGCAGUGUGAAAGUGAGGAGGACACAGAGUAUAUGACUCCUUCCUCUAGGCCUGUGGGACUUCAAAAGCCAGAAGUGAAGUGGCCUCUGGAGACAACCCAGAGUUCACGAGCCUGUGAUUGUAACCAGCAGAUCGAUAGUUGUACAUACGAAGCAAUGUAUAAUAUUCAGUCCCAAGCGGCACCGUCUGUCACAGAGAGCGGCACCUUUGGUGAAGGGAAUUUGGCUGCAGCCCAUGCCAACACUGGCCCUGAGGAAUCAGAAAAUGAAGACGACGGGUACGAUGUCCCCAAGCCACCUGUGCCCGCAGUGCUGGCCCGCCGCACGCUCUCUGACAUCUCCAACGCCAGCUCCUCCUUCGGCUGGCUGUCUCUGGAAGGUGAUCCCACAAUGAACUUCGCUGAGGGUUCCCAAGUUCCUGAGAGGCCACCCAAACCGUUCCCUCGGAGAAUCAACUCUGAACGAAAAGCAGGUAGCUGUCAGCAAAGCACCGCCGCCACCUCACCGCAGCUCUCCAGUGAGAUUGAGAGCCUCAUGAGUCAGGGAUACUCCUACCAGGACAUUCAGAAAGCUCUGGUCAUCGCCCACAACAAUAUUGAAAUGGCCAAAAACAUCCUCCGGGAAUUUGUUUCUAUUUCUUCUCCUGCCCAUGUAGCCACCUAGCACACCCACUCCGUGCCGCAGCUUAGAGGACCGAGGAGCUGGGAGCUCUUGCUCGAGUAGCACCUAAAAGGGCAGAGAGGUUCCUUUGGAGACUUCACAAUGAGGUCUUGCCCUGUGUGGGAUAUCACAUCUGUGGUUCCAAGAUUUCAAAGCAGUGGAAUGAGAAUGGAGCAGCUAGGAUGUUUUAUUAUUUUACUUGUUUUGAGAGUGCAUUUGAAGGUGUCCUUCAGUCCCUCCCCACUUGGAGAGAGUGUGGAUUUUUAGUAAGUGGUAGCCUACCUGGGGAACGGUCCAGAAAGCAGUCGGAGAAGCACUGUGCUGUAAAUCCUAAUUGAGGACUUAAGACUUUCUUAGGUUAAGGAUGUGGUUGUGUGCGUCUUGUCUGUCUGUCUGUCUGUCUGUGGUUGUGUGUGUCCUGUGAUUAUAAGAUUUACCUGCUGUGUGUGUUAAUCCCAGGCAGGGAAUUAGCACAAGAGGUUUAAGAAGGAAUCUUAAAGACUGCCAGCAACUGUGGUUUUAUACCCAACCCCAGUGUGUAUUACAACUCCAACACUCCCCUUUGGCUUGGAUUAUAAUGUGCAUAGCUGAAGUCUUGUACUUUUAAAACACCCUCCCUCUGUCCUUUCCUCAGUCUCCUCCCCCCUCCUCCUCCUUGGCGUCUUGUCAUUGGCAGUGGGCUUGCUAUGACCAGCCUUACUGAAGCCGAGCAGCUUAUAGGAUGUUCUUUAUUGUGUGUGAUGGUGUUGAUUUGUUUAGUAGAUAGGUGGGAAAAAAGUACUGUUGCUCUAUCAUUACGGUCCUGUUUGAUACUCGCAGCGAACACUGGUCACUCCAAAGCACUGUUUCUAUAGGAACAUUGAGUCUGUUUUGAAAAAGGUGUUUUAGUUAUCCUAAUGACAUAGUGACUGAUUUGAGAUAGAGGCCUUCAGAUACAUUCCACGCCCUCCCCAGAAAAUAGUCUGUGGGAGUCGGUUGCCUUGGUGCCAGGUGUGUGUUCUAAUGUAGGUCACGAGGUUUUCUACUUAAUGGGAAGGGAGAACAUUUGUUUCCAGCAUGGCUUUCUGGCCCAAAUACCAUGAAGCUCUUAGGAAGCUCCAUUCACACGCUCUUUACCUUGUUGUACAGAAAAUGCACAAAACAGACAAUAAAGAUUUAUCUCUUCAGUUUUUCUUCCCAGUGAAUUUCAGCUUAUAUGGGUGUCUCCCUUUGAAUAUGAGCCAGGUUGUAGUUUCAGAGAUGAGUUUUUCCUUUGCCCUUUAAGGAAUGGGGGGAAUACCACCCAUGGUAGCACAGCAUUCUGCUGGUAAUUAGCACCAACCCUACCUUGGUGCCACCCUUGCUUUUCUCUUGUGCCUAUGGCUUUGGGAAUGUAACGUUUCCUUCUUCCUUUCCUUCCCCUUUCUUCUUCACGUUAGGUCCUAUGUACUCUUUAGUGACUGCAUUCCCCACAGUAAUUAGACAUCACUGGGUGUAAUAAAUGACUUCACUGCGGACAGACAACAUGUGAAAAGCCCUGCAGCUUGUGCCAUCGCCAGUUUGUAAAGAAGACUCAGAGUCUUGUGUGGGGCACCGUUGGUACGUUCCUGCAGAUCCUGCCAAGAUACCACUUGAGUUCAGUUAGUUCUCUGGCCAGGGCCUCUUACUGACUUCCCUAUAGCAGUGUGUAACCUUCCUCCUUGUCAGAAGCAAGCCUGCACUUUGAUAAAUCUGCCUUCCUCACAAUCUAAAUCAUGGUUUUGUCAUGAGAUCCAAAGAGAAAUGACUUUCCUUACACCUGUUUUCUUUCCCAUCUUGUCAUCUUUGGACCUAAAACUUUAUCUAACUCUUCUCUUGGCUUUCAGCUACUCCUAGGUCUUUUGAUUUUCUCCUCUUGCCUCAGAGCCAUUUAUGUUCCCAGAGGAGAUAGUUCAGGGCUUUUUGCUGACUUGCUGUGGUUACCCAGUGUCUCCUCUACGUGGCAGAAAAUAAUACAGCCCCCACCAGGUGCAGGAGGGCCUGAAUCGCGAUGGAGAGGGCAGAGGAAAGCGGCAGAGAGUAGGAAACAGUAACUAGCAUCUCCUUCUCAAAGCCAGCGUAGUGUUUCACUUGUGGUAGCAUUCAGUUUUGCACUUUGUUUAGAUGUCGAAGGCCUAGACAGAGAGCUAGAGAAAAUGACAGCAGUCUGCAUACCUCUCCACACUGGAAUUUUUCCUUGUCUGUAGAUACUGCCCGUGGUCUGAAGAUCUAUCGAGAGAACAAAGCACUGGUUCUGCAUAUCUGUUGCCUUUUCAGAGUGCAUCCCAAAUCUUCUUUGAAGAUUAUGUCCUCACUUACCUAGGCUAAAGGCAGGUUCAUCCUUUCUUUUCAUAACGGAAUACGCUUGAGGCGCGUCAGGUCAGCCCCCAAACUAGGUGCCGGAUCCCUGUGUUGAACGUGGGGGUCCAGGUUGAACUAGGUGUGCACCAUUGCAUGGCUUGGUUCUUAGCUUGUCGGCCAUGUAUCUGUAGGUGUUCAGGGUCUAAGACCAUUCUGUGAGGGGUUUUCUCUUUGGAUGCUCUGAGGUCACGCCUGGGUCCACGCCUGAGAUUGCCAGGUGAGGCUCAGGAAAGUUUUUGCGUGGCUUUUGUGUUGAGGAUAUUUCCAAGACUUUAACUUCUUAAAUUUUCCUUUGACUAAGGCCCCGAUAACCCAUUCUUCGUCCUCCAUUUGUAUGGCAACUUUUAAUUCUUUGGCUCUGCUGUGAUUUUAACUAAAAUUGACCUUUCACAAGUGGGCUUUGAAUUUCGCCAUUUUCGGCAAACACAUCCCCUUUCCCGCUCUUAAUUACAAAUGGUUCCUCCUCUGUUACCUGUCAGGUAAGUAAGGUAAAAACCACUUUGAUGUUUUCCUUUUUCUCAAGUGCACUAGGCUGUUCUGUUCAACCUGGCCUUCUGCUUCCCCACGUCUCCCUGGGUUGCUUUACACAGCGGCCUUGUUGCCGGGUGCCUGCUUCGCAGUACUUAAUCAGCUGCACUUGCUGUACUCCUUCCAUUGAAGUCAGGAGUUAUCAAAGUGGAAAAACCCUGUGGGCUCAAUGAUAUACCUCCCUUUAGGUAAAUAAUAGAUUAGGCAGUUUAUCGUCUCAGCAUUUUUGUGUUAAUAUUUAUAUAAAUAGUGAUAUAUAUCUGUGGAUGGCCAUUCUCUUCCACUAGCUCUCUCUGUCCCCCAGUCACUCUACAUAUUCUGCCAUUCUUCUGUUCUUUUGCUCCCUAUACAGACUCUCAACACCAGGACCCAGGGUGUGGGGAGGUACUAUUAGUAUCAUUUAGCUGUUUUGUGGAUUUAAAAAAAGAGUUGGGGGGUUGCUAUUCCUCACACUUAAAAUAUUUAUUUCCUCUAUAGAAAGGUAAAAUAUAUUUUAUGGUCCAGUCAGCAAUCUUCCACAUGAAUUUUUGUAUAUUUGCUUGCAAAAUAGGGACCAGCUAUAUGUUCCCUUUAACAAGAUGUAGACCUUUUUGUGUGUGAUCAGCCAUGGUGUUAGUGCAGAAUAUUCUCCUACCUCACAUCAUGCAAGGCGGAGGGAUAUAGGCCCUCUUCCCAAACUGUAGGCGGAGGGAUAUAGGCCCUCUUCCCAAACUGUAAGUCCCCCUUCUUGCUGUUGGCCUUUCUGACUCCGCAGUGACCCCUGCCUAUGGAAUAACGGUGUUCUGACUAUUGGCUUGGCUCUAGCAUUGUGUUUGUUCAUUCAGCAAGUGUUUAUGAGUGAUUACCAUGAGCCUGAAGUUUACUGAUGUUGAGCGGUUGUACUUGGGCUGUCUAGCAUGUGCAUUUGGCCCUAAAAUAGCCGUUCCCAAUAAGAUUGUGCAGGUUACAUUCACAGCUCUCUUAUGUAGACAUUUCCUUAUAGAGCUGUCCUGGUUAAAAAUCAGUUCAAGACACUCCCAUUAACCCCUAUUGUCUUCCCAUAGCUUUGACAAUGUCUGGGAGAUUCCUCCAUGUAAAUCUCAUGGAUACCCACCAUUUUUAUGUGUUUAAGUAGAAUCUGUUUGGUGGUGGGUUGGUAUGUCGGCUCAGAGUUGCACAAUAGGGCAGUUAAAUGUUUAAGUAAAGCAUCUGCGUACAGACCCCUUUCCACUCUAGUGCCUUCCUUGAUCUUUUUACUGAGCUGCCUGUACCUCUGAUCCCCUUUAUAAGGAAGUUUUCUUAUCACCCUUCUGGGACCUCUCACCAUCUCCCAUUCUAUAUGGAACUUGUUUUCCAGUCCUUCAGCAACCUUUCAGCUGAUCCUGUGUCUUAGAAGGGCUGAAGGUGUGCGAGAGGGAUGGGCACCUGUUUCUGGGUCCUGAUCUUCAACCAGUUGUUUGGUCUCCCAAGAGCCAGGCAGUAGCGUAGGUUGAACUCAGUCAGUUCUCAAAAACGUCAGCCUGUGUCUCUAGGGGUACGGAGCUUAGAGACCGUAGAACUUAGUAUGAAAGUCAACACGUUAUUAUCCUCCUAGACCUUCAGGCCCUAGAAAUUCUAUCUAAAGUAUUCUCAGUUGGCAUAAAGCAUUACCAUUUCUACUUUGAUCUCAGUCUGCAUUAGCAGUCUCUCUUUAGAAAUGCGUGUAGCCAUGUAAUGCACGGAGAUGGAUGCAUAGUGGAAGAAGGUCAGGGCUGUAUCUUUGACCGUCCUGUUGAGCAGUCCUUUGGAUGCAAGAAACAGAAGGAUUAAAGCAGGGGAAAGGACGGAAUCAUACGGAUGCAGGGUAUUUCCCAGAACCCAGGAUAAGCGGUACAGUUGAUUCUGCGUGGAGCUGAGAAACUUUGCAGCUAGUCCUUUCUCCUGCUCGUCGGUCUGUCGGUAUGCAUGGCCCCAACACAGGCACCCCAGUCCUCACGACCCCCAGCUCACCAUUAAAUGGGAUCACCGUUUUAACAGAUUCCCAGUGCCUCUUGGUUCACAUUCUCAAGAAAGACUAUGAUCAGCCCAGCACAUGGAUCAGGUAUCGACCCCCGACUUUGCCACACAGGGCAGAAGCGGCAUGCUGGUUCAGAUGGGAAGUAGGGGCAGGGGGAGGUUCUCAGGGAGGCGGGGAUAGAUACCCUAAAAUACUUUACUUUAGUAGUAAAACUUACCAUACUGCUCUUCUGAGAGUGGAAAGGCAGGCAUGGGACUAUGUCUGGGACUUGGAGGAAAUGCUUAGGUUAAAGUUAAUUUAGGUUACUGUCUUCUUGGUUGCUUUAUUUCCUGUUUUUCUUCCCUUUAUGAGUCUUGGCAUCCAAGAUUUCUUACCUCCCUCUUUAGGACCAGUUUCUCCUGUUCUGGAGCUAAUCUUUUCUUAGGUGACAUUUCUUAGCCUUCAUUCAGUCUCAGGUUUCUAGCCUUCUUUGAUUUCAUUUAGAGAGCAGAUCACAAAUCCACUGAGGUCCCUACCCAUGGACUUCUGGGCUCUCUUCAGGUUUUAGUGCUGAGAACAUACUCAUUCUAUGGGCCCGUGGCCUGCCUCCCUCCAAGCCCUCCUCCCCACCCUUUUAUCUGGUCUUUCCUCUAUGAGGGGAGCUCUGCAGUAAUAUUCUUAGGCAGGCCUUCCGAGGUACCUCAGAAACUACUUUGCCAGUAAGAAUUUAUAAAGUUGGGACAGUUGCCAGGAUAUAAAUUAGGUAUAGAUUCCAAUUUAGAGAAACUUUUUACUGAGAGCUCUUUAGACAGGAUGCAUUUGUCCGCCCUGUCCAGUUGCUUCCUUUGUCGUCCUAUAGUAAAGCCUUUAUUUUUUGGUUUUUUAAAACUGUGCUUCUGCUUGCCUGAAUCUUUUGAUCUUAUUUAUCUCAUCCGGGAGCCUGUCCUGUGUUAUUAAGGCAUUUCAUAAUCACUUAUAACUUUUUUAAACUACUGGAGUCAUUUGAUGUACACAGAAGUAACCUAAUAAUCCAAAGAUAUACACUGAGGCCCGUGAUGAAGGCUGGGGCCUGUGUGUUCGAAAUUCCCUUCUAGGCGCCACAAUUAAGGGGCAGAGGGAUAGCGGUGCCACUCGCCUUCACAGAGUUCUAGGAAAUCUGGGUUGGUUUCAAAGGCGAGCACCAGUUUUUCUUGGUUCCAGAAAGUAGCCCAGGAGUAAGUGGGGGAGAUCGGGGUGGGGAGAGCGAGGCCUGCCUGGAGGCUUACUCGCAGUUGGCUGGAGAGCAUGGUGCCAGAGGGCCAGCUGUUGACUAACAGACUAACAACUGUUUGGAGAUCUCGCUGCCUCUUCCCUUGUUCAGUGCUUGAGAAGAAUGUGGCUGACCGCUCCCUGUGUUUUUGGAGAGCAGAGGCUGAAAGCGAACCUCGCGUCUCCUACUGGUUUGGCAGUGGAACAAAUCAGAGUUCUGAUUGCCCGGCCCCGUGUUCUUAUUCAGUCCCCAAAACGAAUGUGUGAGGCGCUCUCCCGCAGUUCUCCUUCUGCCCCUGGGCCGGUUUGGGAGGCCAGAGGAGUACUGCUCCGUACGUGCUCUCUGAGCCUCCUCAGGCCCUGCGCUGCCUCCAUGCUGAAGCCCUGAAGUGGGGUGUGCAGUGUGCCCACGCCUGGCACUCUGGCAUGGGCGCUGAUGUGCCCUUUGUGUCAGUUCCCUCCGCCCUGUCUACCUCUGACCCUGUCCUGGGUGAGGGUGGACAUGCUUAUGGCUGUCUGGAAACUGAAGAGGCAGAGAACUGCUUACAAGUCUGUAGACCACAUGUUUUCUCUUCCUUGGCUUGUUCCUUCUGCUGUCUGGGUGAGUGAGCCAUGCCCAUGAGAGUGGAUACCUCCUCUCCUGACCUGCCCUUCUCCGCACUGUUUUAGUGUCUUGGCCUUGACCUCCUGCUGAAACGUGUGGUAGGGGUGUGGCAGCUAUGAGGUACCUCCUACAUCUGCUUUCUGGCUGUGGUGACUUGGGAUUUUUAACCUUAUAUAUCUUUUUUUUCCUUUAUUCAAAACAAAACAAUUUUUAGCACACUGAAAAAAAAAAAAAAUAAGCCAAACAUUUUGUGCCUUUCUAAGGCAGCACUGUAUCCCAGGCUGCAUUUUAGGACUUAAUAUGGAAAUACCAGAGUCUUAGCUCCUCUACCUUGAGUGUCAUUAGUCCCUCUGGUCUAGGGGAGAGGAAGUGCUCCGUGUGCCUGGGGAGGUGGCCCCCAGGUGCAGCGUGUCCGCGGUCCCUUCUCCCUGCCACGGUGCUUAGUUGGAAGAAACGAGCAUUGUAUCCCAGGAUCAUCUGGUUGGUUCCAGUCAGAAUCUCAGUUAUCAGGUUGAAUGUUCUGUGUUCAGCAGGAAGAGACAGAACGUUCCAUGAUUUCCAGGCAUACUCUGGACCAUUUCAAGUGACCCAGCCUCCCGAUCCUAUUAAUGACCCAACUUCAUGGAACAGUGUAGGGUGGACCCUCCCGAAAAGGGGAGGUUGUUUGGUUGUUCGUUUUGUCUUGUCUUUUUGCUGGGUCCUGAACUGGCCUAGACCUCCUGCCUGUCCUUUAGACUUGGCUUUCCUUUCAUUUGAAAACUUCAGACAUAGAGCAUUAAGCAACUAGUGCCCUCUGCAGGGGCGAGUUUUCCCCUGGGAAGGGCAGCAAGGACCACAUACCGGAACAGAAGCCUGUCCUCAGUAUUGUGGCCACUGUAGGUUUCGACCAAAAAAAAAAAAAGUUUUCUGUAUGAUGACAUUUUACUUAUCUCUUUUCCUUUUCUCACUUCUUCCCUGCCUUUAACUAAUAAAGAAUUGGGAGAUAGAAACAAUUCUUUUCAAAGUCCUCCUUAUUCAGGAUUUUGACAUUCUUGGCCUGGGUGGGGCUGGAGAGAACUUGAUACUUUUCUCCAGAAUGAAGAGUCCCAUUUGUAUAUCAGUGUUAAAAAUAAAACAAAAUGAAAACUUAGAUGAGAUUUUUGUGGACUAUUUUAAAAAUGUGUCAUUAAUAUAAAAAAAUUAUAUUAGCAGUAUUUAAUCAUUCUCACCUGUAAAGAAUAAAACAGAAGGUAAAUAUUCUUACAGAGAAUAGCAGAGCUUUAAGAUUCAUUUUCAUUUUAAGUCCGUUUUGUUUUGCCAGUGUAUUAAUGUUUAGAGGUUCUGUUAUACUAAUGUUAUUUAUUAAUUUUUUUCAUUUCCAUACACAGUUAACUAAAGAGCUUUUUCAGGCACCCAUGUCUGUAAAAAAAUAUUUUUAAAUAAAGUUUCUUUUGUUGUA